Molecule: messenger RNA, 1236 nt
Organism: Podospora anserina S mat+
Lineage: Eukaryota; Fungi; Ascomycota; Sordariomycetes; Sordariales; Podosporaceae
Exons: 1
Biological process (GO): proteolysis
Molecular function (GO): serine-type endopeptidase activity
Source: RefSeq, a predicted model, not a curated record
UAUUACUGUAGUUGGUUGUUUGUCAAGAAGAAAACAGUAAGAAAAUCCAGCCCCAAGAGCAAACCGGUGUGGGUCUGGGAAAACCCAGGCCCUUCAGUGUCCCACAAAAAGCGAUUGGGACAUCGACCUAUAAAGAUCGCAGUUAUUGAUAACGGUAUCAUGAGCGUAACACCUGCACCUCCAAACACCAUCGUCAGCAGCAAACCUCGCCGAAACGGGAUCAGAUCCCGAGAGCCAAAAGGAACGAGCGAAAACAUGAAGAGAAGAACAGAUGUAACCGCAGGGAAGAUUCGCGCUAGCGACCAGCUGAGAUCGAUCAAUGGUGCAGGUAUCAAACCUGGCGAUGACGAAAACCCCGAGGAUGGAGAGAAACAGGCCCGUACCCUGUGGUCCCGCGUACAGAGCGGGCGGUCGUUUGUCGACGACGAAGGUCAAGUGAGCCCCUGGAUGUUCGCCUCCGACCCCCACGGCACCCAGAUGGCCAAUCUUAUUUGCGCCAUCGACCCGUUAUGCAAGCUCUAUAUUACCAAAGUAACCGACAGUAACAAGUACGGCAUCACACCGCAACGCGUGGCUAAAGCCAUCGUCUGGGCAGUCGAUAAUGAUGUCGACAUUAUCUCAAUGAGCUUCUCUAUAGUGGAAACUACGAAUAAGUUCGACGCGGUUAUCAUUCAGGCUCAUUCUAGGGGGAUUAUCUUGAUGUGUAGCAGCCAUGAUGAGGGGGUGGUCGCGCCAAAGAGCUUUCCAGCAAGUUACGAUGAGACACUCACUAUUGCUGCAUGUGACGAAUAUGGCGCGCUGCUUCGGGAAGUAAAGGAUAAAAACGGCUUCAAAUAUAAGCUCAACGCCCUCAACAUUGCCGCCGGGUCAGUUCCGUUUCUUAACUCAAGUGAGCGUAUCUCUGGCAGUUCGGUUACCACCGCCAUAGCAUCGGGCCUGAGCUCUCUCAUUCUGUCUUGCGUUAGUCUGAACAACCCAGGUUGGGAGCAAAGCAUUCCUGAUCAUAGCAACCAAAAGGAACAAGGGAAGGUGUUUAGGAGGAAAGUAGUUCAGAAAUACCUACAGGCCAUAGUAGUACCGGGAUCAGAUUGCUAUCUGAGCUUAGAGAAGUUUAGGAAUAUAAAUGUGCGAUUUCAGGAUGGUCAGCUUAUCAAGGCUCAGACGGUACUUGAACACGCUUUUACGAAGUUUCAUGUUGAUCACGCUAUUAAUAACACAGAGGGGCUCACGUUUUGA